Arctia plantaginis is the source of this 254-nucleotide messenger RNA. The record is from the annotation of a GenBank genome assembly. Lineage: Eukaryota; Metazoa; Arthropoda; Insecta; Lepidoptera; Erebidae.
GUCUCAUCUGGUUCAUAGUUCCUGUAUCCAUGAUAAUCUGCAACGAUGUGAUGGCGUAUGUGUUCGGUUUCUUCUUCGGUAAGACGCCGCUUAUCAAGCUCAGCCCUAAGAAGACCUGGGAAGGUUUCAUUGGAGGUGGAUUCUCUACUGUUGUCUUUGGAUUGUUGCUAUCGUACUGGAUGGCCCAAUUACCCGUACCUGGUAUGUCCCAUCGAGUAUUCGGAAUCCUUGGGCCGUAUGACUAUGGACUGUGA